CAUAUAUAAGCAAACUACUCGUUGGGCUUCAACAUCUCUCACUCCCUUGCGUUGCAGCCCCCAGCAGUUUUCUUACAUUUCCUCAAGUUUUUCUGCCGAUUUCAACGAUCAUUAUUUAUCUUCAUCGAACACAGUCAACAAGAAAAAUGGGGGAAUGGCAAGAUGAUGAGUUUUUUCUCCAAGAUGACAUCAAUAUACCUAUAUGGGAUGAAUUAGGCCAAAGUGAGGAAAGCUUAUAUUUUGGGUUUAAUGAUAUCACUCCAGCAAAAGUCUGUGGAGAUUCGGCUUACCAUAAUGCCAACAGUGGAGACAUAUCUAGUUCUAAGAGAAUAUUUGCUGAUAAUACGGAGGGAAGGAAGGAGGACAUGAUGAACUGUUCACAAGCAAAAAGGCGCCGGACGCUGCAAUUUGAAUGUGAGGCUUUACCGAUUCCUUAUUGCAAUGAAGAGAUGUCACCUACAUCCCUAGAAGAAAUUUUACGGGGUCCUCAUUGCAGUGAAGAGAUGCCACCUACAUUCCUAGGAGAAAAGGAUAGAGAAGAUACACAAAAAGAGUUUUCCAACAUUGCACAGUGGGUUCCUGGAGGGGAUGCAUCAUCGUAUGGCUACAAGGACCUGAUUCAAUCGUCUGAAGGACAGCUAGCUAAUUGCUUUCAUAAUAAUGAGAUCCAGUUUAACUCUGAUAAUGUGGUUAGGUCUGGUGCAUCCAAAGCUCACAAUGCUGGGUCAUCUGGAACCCUCCCAGUACAGGAGGCUAGUGCAGUUCAAAAGAAUCACCCUCAAUCUCGUCAAAAUGUUGUUUUUAAAGGUAAGAAGUCAUACAUGCAAACUCCAACAAAGGCAACAUCUUCUGUUGUGUAUCCAUUUGCAUUUAUCAAACCUUGUGGUGUUAAUGGAGUAAUGACUCUAAAGGACAUCAAUCAGCGGAUUUGCACCCCACCAAUGUCAAAGCAAAAAGAAGAUCUUUCUUCUAUAUAUCCUACUUCAGCUUUCUCUGGAAAGCCUGUUGUUGGUCAGAUGAAAAUUCACACCGAAGGAGGAAAAGGCUGUAUAACAAUCUUGAGAACAAAAGGCUGAUUCGAUGAAUAAUUCUCCUGCCAUCCUUUGUUGGUUCUUGCACUUUUCUCUUUUAAUUUCACCUGGUACAUAAUUGGAUUAAAAUUUAAUCGUUAAGGUGUUCCAUAGUCACAGUAAGUGAAAAAUGUGGUUACCUUAGCGACAUAUACCUGUUGUUUUAUACCAACUGUGCCGUGAGGUCAGUUGUCUGCCUGAAAGAACCUUGUCGAGGCAUAAUUUCUUUUGUUCA
Messenger RNA from Daucus carota subsp. sativus, 1305 nucleotides. RefSeq names its product protein XRI1. Lineage: Eukaryota; Viridiplantae; Streptophyta; Magnoliopsida; Apiales; Apiaceae. The transcript is spliced from 9 exons. Gene Ontology annotation, biological process: male meiotic nuclear division; female meiotic nuclear division. Bases 147 to 1076 code for a protein of 309 amino acids. The record is from RefSeq and is a predicted model, not a curated record.